Coccidioides immitis RS is the source of this 780-nucleotide messenger RNA. RefSeq lists its product as uncharacterized. The transcript is spliced from 3 exons. Lineage: Eukaryota; Fungi; Ascomycota; Eurotiomycetes; Onygenales; Onygenaceae. The record is from RefSeq and is a predicted model, not a curated record. Bases 1 to 780 code for a protein of 259 amino acids.
AUGCCAUCCAGCAGAGAGCCGUUUCAGCCCGAGGAGGUUGCUCUGCUUUUGGGGCGUCUAUUUCGAUUGUAUAUCUCCUACGCGCCAUACUCAUUCUUGUUUGAGUGGCUGGAGAAGACACCGGACCUCGAGGUGCGCUGUCGGGAUGCCACUGGAGAAAAGGUUCUGUUCACAACAUCUCCAGAACUCCUAAAAGCUAUUCACGAGUGCGAGAGGGUCACUGCACCAGAGAAAUUUCCGGGCCUUCCGAGUGACUGGGGGCUUUAUGGCCCGUUAUUUCGCCAGCUGUACUCUGAAAUGAUCACUGGCAUCAAGGGAGUCCAGGUCCUCUGCCCUCAUCAGAACCACUGGACUUUUAUUGUUCGGGAUCACUCAUGUGCACAUGACAUGGGACAGAAAGGGGAUCGCUAUAUCCUAAAGGGUGAAUUACUGGCAACCACCUCAAUCUUCUAUCACCAGAUGAACAAAAUGGUUUGGCUACCUGACAAAGACCGAUAUACAGCCAAGCUGAGAUACCAGGGUGGUUUAUUAACUGCUACCAUAGUGACAUUUACCCACGGCAAAGUACGCAUCGUCCAAGCCACUAUCAAGCCGUCGGAAAAGCACCCAACACUCAACCUGAUCCUGAGGGCCAUAUACACGCUCAACAACGCAAACUACGACAAAAAAGUAGCCUUUGAUGUUCUGAAAUGGAUUCUCGAUCCCCCGCAGGCAGAGCCUGAGACAGAGUUUAAGUCCACGGAGACGGCCCAAAAACUCCCUGAGAGAGUGAAGAAAUAA